Messenger RNA from Vombatus ursinus (common wombat), 1709 nucleotides. RefSeq names its product histone H2A type 3. Lineage: Eukaryota; Metazoa; Chordata; Mammalia; Diprotodontia; Vombatidae. Gene Ontology annotation, cellular component: nucleosome. The transcript has a single exon. The coding region runs from base 13 to 405 and encodes 130 amino acids. Gene Ontology annotation, molecular function: DNA binding; protein heterodimerization activity; structural constituent of chromatin. The record is from RefSeq and is a predicted model, not a curated record.
UCCACCACCACCAUGUCUGGCCGCGGAAAGCAGGGAGGCAAAGCUCGUGCCAAGGCGAAGUCCCGCUCUUCUCGGGCUGGCCUGCAGUUCCCGGUGGGCCGAGUGCACCGCCUGCUCCGCAAAGGCAACUACUCUGAGCGCGUCGGCGCCGGCGCGCCGGUGUACUUGGCCGCCGUCCUCGAGUACCUGACAGCCGAGAUCCUGGAGCUGGCGGGCAACGCGGCUCGGGACAACAAAAAGACUCGCAUCAUCCCUCGCCACCUGCAGCUGGCCAUCCGCAACGACGAAGAACUCAACAAGCUGUUGGGCAAGGUGACCAUUGCCCAGGGCGGCGUCCUGCCCAACAUCCAGGCCGUGCUGCUGCCCAAGAAGACCGAGAGUCACCACAAAGCCAAGGGCAAGUAAGCCAGUACCUUGCUGUGACGGGACAGUCCUGGGAACGAGGGACUCGUCUAGCACGCAGACACCAAAGGCUCUUUUCAGAGCCACCCACACUUUCGAGCAAAAGAGCUGACACACGCGGCGGGUCUGCCCCUGCAAAAUCCGGGGUGCUUGUGGGUGCCCAUGCUUUUUUCUUGGCUUGACAGCUUCGCAGCUUUGGGCAGAGAAGUCGUAAUCCUGUAGCGUCCACAGCCACUCAGUCACCAAGCAUUGAUUUAACAAACCGGAAUCUUUGUUAAUUAGAAUGGAGGCUAGGCUACCUUCGUCCCUAGAUGCCACAGAACUUGAGACCAGAAAGCACUUACUGGGGAGAAGAGAAGAGUUUGUAAUGAUCGGCCUUUCAGACAGGUCCGACUCAGGCUAAUUUUUAGCAUACAAGGGGAGUGGGAGUCGUCUAGGAGGAUACAUGAUCGCCAAAUUUCAAGUGAAGCAGUUGAAACACUGGGUCUCUCCUGGUUCUCUUCCUACUGGGUUGUUGACUCUUCCUCAGUUUCCCUUGUGCUGCUGGACGAGGGAUCAUCUGCCUCCGGACCUCUAACUUUGAAUUGUCUCUCCAAGAAGGUCCUGGGCGUGUCCCCCACUCUAGUCUACACUCGUCUCCCUUCACACAAGGAACUCUCACACCUACAGAAUCCAGCCUUUAUCUCUUUCCCUGGGACUCCUAGCUUGCUCACUCCCUGUCCAUAAGGGUUCACCGAUGACAACUUUGCCAACUCUGGUCUCCCAGCCCCAGCCCCAGCCCCAGCCCACUCUCGCCUUCUCCACCAUUUCGCUCCUUUGUCGUCUCCCCCCCCCCCCGUCAGAGGUUCCUGAUACCUCUUUUCCCUCUCCUUUAACAAACGCUCCCCACCCCGCCCCCAGUCCAAAUUGAUUGAUUGUCCUCAAAAUGUCACCGCAAACAGCAUCCCUGUCCUCUGUGGUCCUGCUUCCCGCCAAUGCCAUCCGUCCUCCAAACAGCUUGGGAAAUAAUCUUGCUAAAGCCCAUUAGGCCACCAGACCUUCAAGUUUCCCUUUUGCCUCUUGCCUAAAACACAGACUUCUUGGUAGUCCACCUCUUUCGGGUCUCUUGGUCGUCACGCAGGUCGUUCUACAGAAUCUUUUGAAUUCAUCUGAAGCUCAGUUUAUGUGAAGCCAGACCCGAUGGCUCUUAGCAGUUAGCGCUCUUUCCCUCCUGAAAUGUCUUUGUAUUUCUACAAGCUGUAUCCCUCGGGUUCCCGCCUCCUCCCGCUGUAGAAUCCGAAAGUGCAAGAAACGUUUUAUCUUUUCAA